This is a messenger RNA of Tuber aestivum (summer truffle), 946 nucleotides long. Lineage: Eukaryota; Fungi; Ascomycota; Pezizomycetes; Pezizales; Tuberaceae. The record is from the annotation of a GenBank genome assembly.
AUGGAUAAUAUUAAAUCUUCAAACAAUACCGCUGAGCCGAAGAGUGAGUUUUUCCGACCCCGAUUGAAUGGAAAUCAUUCACCUUUGGCCCCUUCGUUUCUGCGGAUUAGUGCACUAAUAUUGGUGGAUACCUAGCCACCGUCAAGUCUGUUGAUAUGGUACGUCUCGGUUUGAUGGGUCAUACCAUUAUAGUUUCUAAUUCGUAUUUCUUAGACAGAGGAGAUGUCUAGCAUCGCCCUCGACGUUGGUAAGUUUCUAUGCGCCGAUUUACUAGGGCCCAAUAGCACAAUUGCAUGUUGAGCUAACCAUCUAACGAUUAUCGUACAGCUAAGAGAGCAAUGAAUAGUAAAACCGUCGAGAAGGUUUGAACAUCUUUGACACCAAACUCUUUACAUUCUCUUACAGUGCCUUUAGGACAUCGCCCAGUAUAUCAAGAAGGAGGUUGGUCAACUCUCAUCGCUUAUCCGACCUUUAAUCCUCCCACACAUGGCUAAUGUUCGUUCUGAAGUUUGACGCCAAAUUCGGCAGCACAUGUACCACCUCCCUUGCGAUUAGUUUUUUGCGGGCAUUACUGAUGAAUUUUAGGGCAUUGUAUUGUCGGAAGAAACUUCGGAAGCUUUGUUACUCAUGGUAGGGAUUUGAUAGAAGUUAUGCUUUCUGAAGGACCGAUACCUAACGCGGAGUUUAGAAACCAAAAAUUUCAUCUACUUCUACGUCGGACACCUCGCAGUCUUGCUUUUCAAGACUGCAUAGCUUAUCUCUUACUUGAUAUGGUCGGUAUCUGGUGGAGAAAAGAAGAGGGCUUGGUAAUAUCCCACCGUUAAUUGGCGAUGGUUAUUCACUAUUCGUUUUUCUUAAUUUCUUUUUCUAUAUCCUUCCGGCGGUUAUGUUUUCGGAAGUUUUUCGGGGUUUGUAGGGCAUCCGUGAUGUGAAACGAUCAAUAAAU